AUGGCCGAGGACGACUUCUGUGUCCUGAGCACCCUUGGGGCCGGCAGCUUCUCUGUCGUCGUGCUGGCCCGCCAUCGUCACAGCGGCAGAAAAGUGGUCAUCAAGAAGAUGAAGAUGCUGGGGCAGACAGGCCUGGAGAUGGCGCAUCACGAGUGCAACAUCAUGCGAGGUCUGAGCCACCCCAACAUCUUGCCCCUGCUGGGCACCAUAGAGAGGGCAUUCCAACUGCAGCUGGUCAUGCCCUACGUGAGGGGGGGAGACCUGCGGGACUAUCUCUGCCGCAAGGGCCCCAUGAGGGAGGAGGAGGCCAGAAGGGUGUUCCGCCAGUUGGCCUCGGCUAUGGAAUAUUGCCAUGCCAAAGGAAUCGCUCACAGGGACCUGAAACCUGAGAAUAUUCUCGUGCAAAGCCUGAACCGGGUCAAGAUCACGGACUUUGGCCUGAGUGGCCAUUUUCUCCAGCAGUCCAUGGACAGCCUGCAGGGCACCUUAGGCUACAUGGCGCCCGAGAUAGUGACGGGGGGCACCUACGGCCCCGGGGUGGACAUCUGGAGCCUGGGGGUGGUGUUGUAUGAAAUGGUGAAAGGUCACCUGCCAGAGGAACGACCCAUCUGGACUCUAUUCAGAAGGAAGCCCCAUCUCUCCCAGGAGCUCCGACACCUUCUGCACCGCAUGCUCAACUCUGACCCCAAGGAGCGAAUUGGCUGGCCAGAGAUCCUGAGCCACCCAUGGGUGACCCAGGGCAUGGGACCCAUGGAAGCCUACAGGGAACCCACCUCCUCCGAUGAGCCAGCCCCAGCUGAGCAGUCCAUUCCUUCCAGCCUGCUGCCAACUUUGUUGCGGCUGCUGUCUGGGUCCCCACAAGGGUGGCAGGACACGUGUCCACCCGCUCAGGACAUGAGGAUACAGGGCCCCUCGCAUGGCCUGGUGGAGGCCGAGAGCUGA
Erinaceus europaeus (western European hedgehog) is the source of this 942-nucleotide messenger RNA. RefSeq lists its product as uncharacterized. The coding region runs from base 1 to 942 and encodes 313 amino acids. NCBI's taxonomy places the organism in Eukaryota, Metazoa, Chordata, Mammalia, Eulipotyphla, Erinaceidae. Gene Ontology annotation, molecular function: protein kinase activity; ATP binding. The transcript is spliced from 3 exons. Gene Ontology annotation, biological process: protein phosphorylation. The record is from RefSeq and is a predicted model, not a curated record.